This is a messenger RNA of Salvelinus namaycush (lake trout), 10331 nucleotides long. It is a transcript of the gene myo9ab, whose product is annotated as myosin IXAb. NCBI's taxonomy places the organism in Eukaryota, Metazoa, Chordata, Actinopteri, Salmoniformes, Salmonidae. Gene Ontology annotation, molecular function: microfilament motor activity; ATP binding; protein binding. The record is from RefSeq and is a predicted model, not a curated record. Gene Ontology annotation, cellular component: myosin complex. The transcript has 43 exons. The coding region runs from base 1 to 7611 and encodes 2536 amino acids. Gene Ontology annotation, biological process: intracellular signal transduction.
AUGAGCCUUCAAGAUGCCGGCUGCGGCUAUGCUAGCACCAACGCUAACGCCAAUGUGGUGGCUAACACGGCUAGCGGCAGCAUGCGGCGGCUCCUGGAGGACCAGGAGUUCACCCUGCGCGUCUACCCGGGCGCCCUGGCCGAGGGAACCAUCUACUGCCCCGUGGGCGCCCGCAAGAGCACCACGGCUGCCGAGGCCAUCGAGAGCCUGCUGGAGCGCCUGAGCCUGGACGGCACCAAAUGCUACGUGUUAGCCGAGGUGAAGGAGUUCGGCGGGGAGGAGUGGAUACUUAACCCCAGCGACUGCCCCGUCCAGCGGAUGAUGCUCUGGCCCCGCAACGCCCUGGAGAACCGCUGCGGCCUGGGCAGUGGCGAGGACUACCGCUUCCUGCUCCGCGAGAAGAACCUGGACGGCUCCAUCCAUUAUGGGGGGAGUCUCCAGAUGUGGCUGCUUGUGACCGAGGAGCGCCGCCGCAUGGUGGAACGGGGUUUCCUGCCCCAGCCCGCAGGGGGCGAGCACCCUUCCGAUCUGUGCGCUCUCCCCGAGCUGACGGAGCGCGCCCUGCUGGAGAGCCUGCGCGCACGCUUCCGUCAGGAGAAGAUCUACACCUACGUAGGCUCCAUCCUCAUCGUCAUUAACCCUUUCCAGUUCCUACCCAUCUAUAACCCCAAGUAUGUCAAAAUGUACGACAACCAUGCGCUGGGCAAGCUGGAGCCGCACAUCUACGCGGUGGCGGACGUGGCGUACCACGCCAUGCUGCAGCGACGGAGGAACCAGUGCAUCGUCAUAUCCGGCGAGAGCGGCUCGGGGAAGACCCAGAGCACCAACUUCCUGAUUCAUCACCUGACCGCCCUCAGCCAGAAGGGAUUUGCCAGCGGGGUGGAGCAGAUCAUCCUGGGUGCGGGGCCUGUGUUAGAGGCAUUUGGGAACGCCAAGACAGCUCACAACAACAACUCCAGCCGCUUUGGCAAGUUCAUCCAGGUCAACUACCAGGAGAGUGGUACCGUCCGGGGAGCGUACGUGGAGAAGUACCUUCUAGAGAAGUCACGUCUGGUCUACCAGGAGCACAAUGAAAGGAACUACCAUGUGUUCUACUACCUGUUGGCUGGAGCCAGUGAGGAGGAGAGGAAGGCCUACCACCUGCUCAAACCUGAGGAGUACCACUACCUCAACCAGAUGACAAAGAAAUCUCACAGACUCCACUGGGAAAAUUACUAUGAGAGCGAGCUGGACUGCUUCACUGUGGAAGGGGAGGACCUCAAGCACGACUUUGAGCGGCUGCAGUUGGCUAUGGAGAUGGUGGGGUUCCUGCCUGCCACACGCAAACAGAUCUUCUCCCUGCUGUCUGCUAUCCUCCACCUGGGCAACAUCCGCUACAGGAAGAAGUCCUACAGGGACGACUCCAUAGACAUCUGUAACCCAGAGGUGCUGCCCACCGUCUCGGAGCUGCUCGAGGUGAAGGAGGAGAUGCUGUUCGAGGCGCUGACCACCAGGAAGACUAUCACGGUGGGAGAGCGGCUGAUCGUGCCAUACAAACUGGCAGAGGCUGGAACCGUGCGGGACUCCAUGGCCAAAUCCCUGUAUAGCGCCCUGUUUGACUGGAUCGUCUUCAGGACCAACCAUGCCCUGCUCAACAACAAAGACCUGGAGGACAGUGCCAAGAUUCUUUCAAUUGGAGUGUUGGACAUCUUUGGCUUUGAAGACUACGAGAACAACAGCUUUGAGCAGUUCUGCAUCAACUUUGCCAACGAGAGGCUCCAGCACUACUUCAAUCAGCACAUCUUUAAGCUUGAGCAGGAGGAGUACAGGGCAGAGGGCAUCAGCUGGCACAACAUCGACUACAUCGACAACACCGGCUGCAUCAACCUCAUCAGCAAGAAGCCCACUGCGUUGCUCCACCUGCUGGACGAAGAGUGCAAUUUUCCCCAGGCCUCUAACCAGACCCUGCUGGACAAGUUCAAGCGGCAGCACGAGGGGAACAGCUACAUCGAGUUCCCCGCUGUCAUGGAGCCCGCCUUCAUCAUCCACCACUACGCCGGCAAGGUCAAAUAUGGGGUCAAGGACUUCAGGGAGAAGAACACAGACCACAUGCGUCCGGACAUCGUGGCCCUGUUGAAGAGCAGUAAGAACGCCUUCAUUUGUGGCCUGAUGGGCAUCGAUCCCGUGGCCACCUUCCGCUGGGCCGUGCUCAGAGCCUACUUCAGAGCCAUGGUGGCCUUCAGGGAGGCCGGGAAGAGACACACCGACAAAAAGACUGGGAAUGAUACUGCUGUACCAUGUGUCGUCAAGAGCGUGGACAGCUUCAGCUUCCUCCACCACCCUGUGCACCAGAGGAGCCUGGAGAUCCUGCAGAGAUGCAAAGAUGAGAAAUACAGUAUCACUAGGAAGAAUCCCCGGACCCCCUUGUCAGACCUCCAUGGCACCAACACACUGAACGAGAAAUCCGCCAGGGAUGGUUAUGGUGUGGGCUGUAACGGGCGUAGCUCCAUACAGGGUCGUCUGUCUUCCUCAGGCUCGGAGUUCGAUGACGGCGUCUUCGUCAACUCCACUAGCAGCAAGCUCCUGGAGAGAGCGCAGGGCAUCCUCAUGCGGAACAAAAACUAUAAGUCCAAGCCCUGCCUACCGAAGCACCUGCUGGACGUGAAGUCUCUGAGGUACCUGAGCAGUGUGACCCUCCACGACCGCAUCACCAAGUCCCUCCUCCACCUGCACAAGAAGAAGAAGCCGCCCAGCAUCAGCGCCCAGUUCCAGGCCUCCCUGAACAAGCUGAUGGAGACCCUGGGUCAUUCGGAACCCUACUUUGUCAAGUGUAUCCGCUCCAAUGCAGAGAAGCUCCCACUGCGUUUCAACGAUGCCCUGGUGCUCAGGCAGCUGAGGUACACAGGCAUGCUGGAGACUGUCCGCAUCCGCCAAUCAGGAUACUCCAUCAAAUACACCUUCCAGGACUUUGUGCGUCACUUCCGUGUGCUCUUACCAGACAGAACUAGACCAACCAAGUCUGGCAUCCGGGAGUUCUUUCGUCAGGUUCACCUAGCACCUGCUGGGUAUCAAGUGGGCAACACAAUGGUGUUCUUGCGGGAGGCAGAGCGUCAGCGGCUGCAGGCCCUGCUCCACACGGAGGUGCUGCGGUGCAUCGUCACGCUGCAACGCCGCUUCCGAGCCCGGCUGGAGAGGAAACACUUCAUCAGGAUGAGACAGGCCGCUGAUGUCAUCCAGAGGUGGUGGCGGGGCUGCCUGCUCAGACAGUCGGAGGCGGCAGUGGACCCAGCUGUCCAGGAGGAGGCAGCAGUGUGCCUGCAGGCAGCAUGGAAGGGCUACAGGGAGCGCAGGCUGUUCCUGCAGUGGAAGGACUCUGCCCUGAUAAUACAGAGGAGCUGGAGAAAGAGUAGCCAGCGCAGGGUUCUGGCGGCCAUUACGGUGCAGACAGCCUGGCGGGCCUACAGAGAGAGAGCCCACAAUUGUAGGACACACAGUGCAGCGACACUGCUACAGGCAGCGAGUAGGGGCUACCUGGCACGCCUAAGGUUCACAGAACUAAAAGAGCAGAGUAUGCAUGAAAAGCAGUUGCUCAAUGGACAAAGGAGCCCCACCACAGAAGAAAGAAAGCCAGAGAGGACCAUGGGCCUGGAUACUGACACCUCGGACGAACAGGUCCUCGAGAUCAACCACAAUCAUGACAUCCAAGAUGUCUCCACAGUCUGGCCUGCUGAAGACUCUAAGGAGUCUAAGUCGGCAUGUUUAGUGAAGGAGGAGGAAGAAGGAGAGAGCGAGAGAAGCCAGAGUAUAGAGGAGCCCAACUGCCACAAGACGCGGGCCAAGAGACAGAGCCGGCGCAUGAGGGAGCUGGAGCAGGCCCAGUUCAGCCUGGAGCUACUCAAGGUGCGGACCCACAGCACAGGAGCAAUUCUGCAAGAGGAGGAGACCCCUGUACCCCCGUGUCCGGACAGCACCCCCUGUCCCCUGGACGACCACCAGCCCUCCUUGCCCCACCGAGGCUUCCCCGUUAGCCACGGGAGCUUUGAGCUGCUCGACACCACCGUGGAUGUGGAGGCGGGAAGGCCUGGUUACCCCGGUUGCCAUGAUAACCAGUCCACGCUGCUCUGGACCUCUUCCCAAGAGGAUUUGAAUGGACCAAUGUCUCCAGAGUCCCAGCCCCAGCCAGAGAAGGACCCAGAGGUGGUAAAUGAGAAUGAUCCAAGCUCCAGGAUGGAGGAACUACCUGCCAUGAUACCAUCCCCAAUCAAGGAGGUGGUGGCAGAGGAUCCACAAGCUACCUUCUAUAUCCCCUCUGAGGACCAAAGCAGCGAGCCCAAGCAAGAGAGCCCAGGCAAGCCCGUGAAGGAGAGACGAGAGUCCGCCUUACAAAGGCCCGUGGUUGUGGUCAUCAGCAUGCAGAAGGAGACCCCUCUGGAGGGGGAGCUGUGGGCGGCGCCAGCCCAAGAGAGUGCACUCCAGACCGGUGUGACCACCACUGCCUCCCGCCUUACACCCAUCGCCGGCCUGGAAGUAUCAGAGAAGGCCCAGCCACCCAGUACUGUUACCCAGCCUCGGAGAGACUUAGCUGGGGUAGACAGGUCUAGCUUGGUCCCCUCCUCCACCUCCACCCAUGGCCUUUGUCCUUCCGAGGUAGACAUCCAGAUAGUCCCCGAGCCCAAGGCCCCAUCCGGUGAAGUCCUACCCAGCCAGGUGGAGAGGAAGGCAGGCUGGCCGGUGCAGGACAGCUGGGUCUCCACCAACAGUAUCCUGGAGAGUAGGGAAGUUUCCAGCAAAGCAGCAGCCAAGGCACCACAGAAGAGCCCAACCCAGACCAUCAUUGUCAGUAUGACCGAGAAGCCCCCCACCAACACUACAUUCUGCUCCCGACGCAAGCUCCCCUUCUCCAAGUCUGAUAAGGACCUGGUGAACCAGGAGCGGUCGUUGGCCAUGCAUAGACAGGAGGCCUCCGCCUCUAGAGCCACCGCUGGACAGAGAACCAAAGAGGUGGGCCGGCCCGGCCCCAAAAAGAAAGCCCGUAUGUCUCGGACCCGCUCCGACUUCCUGACCCGCUGUAACUCCGAGGGGGCGGGCCAGUCAGACGAUGACGAUGUCGACACGUUCUACACCCCCGCCCUGUCCCGCACGCUGCCCCUCCUCCCCCCGUCCCCCCUGACCCACCCCAAGGGGGGCACUGAGCCGGCCUGUUACAGUGACUCUGAAAUGGCUUCUCACAAGGAAGAGCAUAAGAAGUUCCACAAGACUAUGUCUUCAGGGGACCUGGGCAAGGUAGCAGCGCUUGGGAAGACAUCCAGUCAGGAUGGAAGCAGAGUGCGAGGGAAGAUGCGUUUCUGGGGCAAGGCCAAGCAUGCAGAGAAGAAGCUGUCCAGAGAGAAGCAGCAGACCACCAGGAGUGAGUCCACACAGGGAGACGGCACCGACAAGACAGAUGGCAUGUCAUCUCCCCCCCACAGUCCCGACCUGACUGCAACCAGGGGCCGGGAUUCCAAGGAGAACAAGGACACCUCUCCCAAAGUGCGGAGACGCAGCGUCAAGAUCAGCAGUGUGGCCCUAGAGCCUGCCCAGUGGCAGAACGACGCUCUGCACAUCCUCACCAGCGCCCAUGACUACAGGAGCAUGAAUGACUUCCUCAUGAAGAAGAUCAAUGACCUGGACUCUGAGGACGGCAAGAAGGACACCUUGGUGGACGUGGUCUUCAAGAAGGCUCUGAAGGAGUUCCGUCUCAACAUAUUCAACUCCUACUCGACCGCUCUGGCUAUGGAUGACGGUAAGAGUAUCCGUUAUAAGGACCUGUAUGCCCUGUUUGAACACAUCCUGGAGAAGAGCAUGCGGCUGGAGCAGAGGGACUGGCGCGAGUCGCCCGUCAAGGUCUGGGUCAACACCUUCAAGGUCUUCCUGGAUGAGUUCAUGACCGAGUACAAGCCCAUGGACAGCACCAUCGGCAAGGCCCCCAAACCAGAACGCAAGAAGAGGAGGAAAAAGGAACCUGACAUUGUUGAGGAGCACAAUGGGCACAUCUUCAAGUCCACCCAGUACAGCAUCCCCACCUACUGCGAAUACUGCUCCUCUCUUAUCUGGAUGAUGGACCGGGCCUGCGUCUGCAAACUGUGUCGGUACGCCUGCCAUAGAAAGUGCUGCUCUAGGAUGACCACGAAAUGUAGCAAAAAGUACGACCCGGAACUGUCGUCCAGGCAGUUUGGCGUGGAGCUGUCUCGUCUGACCAGCGAGGAGAGGACAGUGCCCCUGGUGGUGGAGAAGCUCAUCAACUACAUUGAGAUGCACGGCCUCUACACCGAGGGCAUCUUCAGGAAGUCUGGCUCCACCAAUAAGAUCAAGGAGCUCCGGCAGGGGCUGGACACAGAUGUGAGCAGCAUGAACUUGGACGAUUACAACAUCCACGUCAUUGCCAGCGUGCUCAAACAGUGGCUCCGCGACCUGCCCAACCCUCUGAUGACCUUUGAACUCUACGAGGAGUUCCUCCGAGCCAUGGGCCAGCCAGACAAGCGGGAGGUGAUCCGUGGGGUGUACUCUGUGAUUGACCAGCUCAGCCGAACCCACCUGAGCACCCUGGAGCGCCUCAUCUUCCACCUGGUCAGGAUCACUCUGCAAGAGGACACCAACCGUAUGUCGGCCAACGCCCUGGCCAUAGUUUUCGCCCCCUGCAUCCUCCGCUGCCCCGACACCAUCGACCCCCUGCAGAGUGUCCAGGACAUCGGCAAGACCACAGCGUGUGUGGAGCUGAUCAUUGGAGAGCAGAUGAAUAAGUACAGGGCCAGACUGAAGGACAUCAACAGCCUGGAGUUUGCUGAGAACAAGGCCAAGAGCAGACUGACACGCAUCAGGAGGUCCAUGAAACCUGUACUAAUCGCUGUUAGGUUUAUUGGCAUAACCCGCACAGCCACCCCGGGCAAAGGUGGUCUUCGGAGGGGUAGCAGCCACCACACGCCCUCCCCACCCCUCAGCCCCAGAGCGCCCCCGGUGGACGGGGACAGUGCUGGAGAGGAGGGGGCAGAGCCAGGGCUGACGGAACAGCAGCAGGCCGUCAUGCAGCAGGAGGAGAGGGUCCUUACCGAGCAGAUCGAGAGCCUGCAGAGAGAGAAAGAGGAGUUGACGUACGAGAUGUUGAUGUUGGAGCCGCGGGCAUCUGAUGAUGAGACUCUGGAGUCGGAGGCCUCGAUAGGAACAGCAGACAGCUCUGAGAACCUCAGCAUGGACCAUGAGGGAGCCGCCUCCAACCCCUCUGCCAAGAGCCGCCGCGGCCUCCGGAGACAACCCGACUCUGUGGACUCGGUCGACUCCAUCUUGUCCACCGCCUCUUCCUCGCUCUCCUCCUCCUCCUACCACCCCUCCUCCUCGGUUAUCCCUCCUUCCCCCAACUACCGCUUCCGCUCCUCCUCAUCUGGCCCCCUGCUCGCCUCCUGCUCGUCGGGCCUAGGAGUCCCCAUAGUGCAGUCUGAGGGGGACCCGAGGGGCACUGUGGGGGUGAAGAGUCGCCACCGCCUCCGGCUGAGUAGGAGCUCGCCGCGUGAAGCCCCCGAGGGCCACAGAAGGGAGUCUGACUUCAGCUCGCCGCCCCAACAGCUGGUUCUGUAUGGCAGUAACGAGUUUAUGGUGUGAGGGAGAGUGGCGGAGAGACGAGACAUCCGAACCGCCUUCUAUCUCCCAUGCCGAUAGAAUGUGUAUGAGGGAGGGAGGGAGUGAAACAGGGCUGGAAUGGGCCAUGUAAGCAUCCGUGUCUCACUUCUGUCCUCCCCUAGCUGUGCUCACCUCUCUACUUCUUCCCUGUGCCAGUCUUGCCUUGGAGGUCUGCCGCCGUCCCACGAUGCAGUUGGGCGCUAUCCGCUUGGAGGGAGUGGGCUGAGAGUGAAGUGAAAGAUGAUGAACGGAGAGGGAGAAAGAGAGAUGGAAUGAAUGAACGAAAAAAAAUAGGAAGCCUCGGGAACUAAGAUGGAGGAGAGGCUGUAGAGGAAAUAAAAGGGCGACAGAGAGAGAGAGAGAGAGACGGAGAGUGAGGAAAAGGAUGAGGGCGGCUGCCUUGACUCACCUGUCUUUUUGAACUUUGACCUCCAAACCCCUUGACCCCUGCUGGAGCCUCAGGGGCACAGGGGGGCUGGAGAGAAUUAAAAAAUAGAAGCUACAGCGCCAUCUUUUGAGUGGAGGUCUAAAGUGGCUUGAGCCACUCAAUUGCAGAGUAACUGACUGAGAGGACUGUCCACCAUUUUGAUAAGAAGCACUCAGCUACUCUCACAUCUGCUUUCAAGUUUACACGAUACAGCCUCUCCACAAGGCUGCAUGCUCCUUCAUUACACUUGUUUCCUAUGCCUGUUCAAGAGACUACUGUGGUGAUAUGUUAUAAAUGUGUAAUAUGACCUUAUUAUUAUGUUAUUAAAAAUAUGUACAUAGAAGGAACUCCAGUGCUACUGGGUCGUCCAGUGUUUAUGAUAACAGUCUCUUGUCAGGAGUCUUUUGCAAAGUGAAGUGUAUGGGAUUCAGGUUAUGGUUUUGUUUGUCAUUUUGUCGUUUUGUUUUGUUGAUUUUAACGAGGUCGGUGCUAUCCGGGAUCUUUGGGACGUCCCUACCCUAAACACUAACCCUUAUCCUAACCCUAACUAUAACCAUAAACCUUACCUAAACCGAACCAUUUUUAAAAUGUCAACUUCAAUGGGGUAGGGACGUCCCAAGAAUCCCAGAUAGCACAUACCAUUUUAACAGAGCCACUUGAUGUGUUCAGUUGGUGCCACUUCUUCUCAUGUGAGAUAAUACAUGUGGUGCGACGAGAGAUUGACUUUCAGACACUUACGAUCAUCACAGCACUGUUGCCAUUGUGUUUGAUACCGCGACUGCGGUGUUCAAUGUUUAUCAGCCAUAAUGUAUUGUAAUGCCUUUCUCCUCCAUCUGUCGUUUGUCUGUGUUCCCCCCCCCCCCCACAAUUCUACGUUGACGCUACGUUUGUUCUGAGACAUCAGUGUUAAGAGUAACCAAAUCAGGACUUGAAUUUAUUUUGUCUCUUUAUUGGUGUAUCAUUAUCGUUGUUGUGAUAGUUGCCGUUGAGGCUGUCAUCUUUUUGUUGCAACAGCUUUACUUGAGUGGUAAUGGGGAUUUUGUUGAGACGAAAUACAUUUUUUAUCGCCUCUCUGUACCAAGAGGUGUGUGUGGUUGGUUGGUUAUCACUACUGCUCUGUUCAUUUGAUGUCAACACAGUCCAACCUUUACGAUAGACACACACACACACACACACACACACACAGUCCUCUGCUAUGUAUGUCCCAUACAACCUUUGAGCCAGCCAAAUCCUUCACCUCUGAUUUUUACAUUGGUUAAAAUAUGAAUUAACCUUUCCAUCCACUUCACUACCGGGCUUUCCUGAACAGUAGCAUUUACGCCAUGCUAAAUGUGUAUUUAAAUGCCUCGCAGAGAAAAGGCAAUCAGUUUCAAUCGUCCAGUGUGUUUAAACAGAAGAUAACUAUCUCUGGUACUGUAAGAUAAAUACCGCUAUACUCUCACUCUCUAUACCGUGCAAUAUCCUAUGUGUCCUGUAGGGGGACCUAUCUAUCUAUCUAUCUCUUCUCACCAGUACUUAACCUGGAGUUAAAUCAGUAUUAUAGUCUUGCCAUUCCUGUACUGUACUUGCCAUCAAAUGCAUUACAACAAGGACACAUCUGAAACAACACAAUCAAAGUCUUGUCAUAGGGAAGGUGUAGGACUUGAUCGCAGAAUAGUCAUCAUAAUGAAUAGGGAAUUUCAUGUAGCCUAUGUGUUUUGUCACAAGCUUGCCUCUUCUUCAGUGUGCGUUGUUCCAUCCAGGUUCUCCACUGUGUCCCGAAACCAGUAGAGACUUCACUUGCUGCUUGUUGUCUACUAUUCGGGUGAAGCAGCUGAACCAUGGUGGUAUUUUAGGGAGCAGGCACCUCGAUCAGUCACAACCAAACCUGGGUUGUGUGCAUUAGGCACCGAAUGAAAGAAAACUGACUGAAACAGGAAGGGACUACCCGAACUGACUACCAAUAAGAACCGCUUGUUUUUGUUUUACGUAGCAAAGCUUUUUGCUACGGUGUGCUCUAAUGAAUAUGACCCUGGUUAUCAGAAAGAGCACUCAGAAGUUCAGUUUGAGAGGGGAGCACUGGGGGUUGUUGAGGGGCGUGGGAGAAAAUAACCAUUCGUGCUGGUCAAGAACCCACACUAAGCACGGUAUUUGUACAUCCUAAGGCUGGCAUUGGCGUCCUGCUAAAGUGAAUGUACCUAUCAUUGGAAGGCAAUGCUCUGCUUUCUCUUGUCGUUUUAUUGUUAUUUUUAUAUACAGUAUGUAUAUUGUAUUUAUGAUCAUGCUUAUGAGUGUA